AUGGGUCUGGGUAAAAAGAAAUGGGAAGACAAGAGAAAAGAAAUCAAAAAGUGCGUGAAGGAUGUUUGCUCAAUUGAUGCUCCAGUCGUUUUUGUUGAAAACGAGCCCGAAGACUAUGACCUUGAAAUAAAUGAAAGAACUGGGUGCUCGCAACUUCCAAACGGAGACGUUCAACCGCAUAAUGUGAGUGAGGCAAUUUUAAAGCAACUGGAUAAAAAUGAAGACAAUUUGGGUCAUAUUGCUCUGAAAGAAGUAUACGCCGGAGGUGACAAGACUCAGGACGCAAAGCAAACAAUGCAGGUUGUUGCAACCGACAAAAAUACUCCACUGAGCUUUGAAGAGGGGUACAUAAAACAAUUGCUCGGAGAUGUCUGUGAUGACAGUGAAAUUGAAGCGAAGCUACAAGAGUGCGUUGAAACAGACCAAAUUGACAAGCGAGAUGUGGCCACAAUUGAUCAAUUUUGUCGCAAUUUGGUUGAAAAAUGGGGCAUCCGAACCUUCAAGGAGUUACAAAAGCUGACAAUGCAGUUUCUGAUUGAUUUGACUGGAUGCGAGCUUGAAGAUAGAGCAAGGGCUAAAUUUGCAGAGCUCUUUGAACUCGAUAACUCUUACAGCGUCCCCGCAGCAUGUCAGGAAUUGUGCAAAGGAUUCAACGUUCUCGUCAACGAUUUCACGGCCUCACCUGUGUUUGAGAACUUUCAAGACAACAAGCUGCUUCUCCAAUCACUCAAGAAGGAAAACUUUGCCAAAACUUUGUUCACGGGUGAAAUUUACAACAGUACUGACGAGUUUAUAAAAUCUUACGUAGUCGGCAUGAUGAAAAAUGACAACUUCCAAAUGGAAAAAUACGGAAAUAUAAUCGCCGCGAUUCGCCCCCACCCGCAAGAAGACAAACCUGGACAACAAUUCCUCCUCUGCAACUGGGAAACUCGGCUUAAACAGCUUGAUCUUCCUGAUCUCCAACAAUUGAAAUUAAGUGUUCCAUUCCGAACUGCAAUUGAGCAACUUCCUGAAAAGUGUGAUAUAGACGAUGUACCUUCGCUGCAAACAUUUGUAGAUUUUUGCGGAUUAUUUGGGACCCACUUUGUUAGAAAGGCGUACUGCGGCGGUCUUGUCCAAAUAGGGGGGUACAUGAAACAAAUUGACAAUGAUACGAGCAACCAGAUUCGCGAUGAUCUCUACAAACUAACCGAGCAUUGGAACUCAAAAAUCUCCGCCGCGGCAGAUACAAAAAGACUAGCCGUCUUUAACUUUGACAUUCAUAUAAGCGAAUCCGAAAGAAGAAACGAUGAACAGUCAUCCUCUGGCCAAAAAUCAAAGCUAAGCGCAAAAAAGUCUGAUGAAAUGCAUCAAUGGAGGUUCAAUUUGCCCAAAGACAUGGUAAUUCUGAAAAACAAUCUUGAAAUCAGCCCAAUAAACAAGUUGAUAAAACUAGCGGGAUUUGAAAAUCAGGCUCAAGCUAUGGAUGAUGCCUUGGCAGUGAUUCUAGGGGAUUCACAGAAAAU
Molecule: messenger RNA, 1505 nt
Organism: Symsagittifera roscoffensis
Lineage: Eukaryota; Metazoa; Xenacoelomorpha; Acoela; Convolutidae
Exons: 2
Source: RefSeq, a predicted model, not a curated record